AUGGUGCUCUCCCACGCCGCGUCGGCAGGGUCGUCCGAUGACUCGGUGCACUCCACCUUCGCCUCCCGCUACGUCCGCGCCUCCCUGCCCAGGUUCCGGAUGCCGGAGAACUCGAUCCCGAAGGAGGCGGCGUACCAGAUCAUCAACGACGAGCUGAUGCUGGACGGGAACCCGCGGCUGAACCUGGCGUCCUUCGUCACCACGUGGAUGGAGCCCGAGUGCAACAAGCUCAUGAUGGACUCCAUCAACAAGAACUACGUCGACAUGGACGAGUACCCCGUCACCACCGAGCUCCAGAACCGAUGUGUGAACAUGAUCGCGCAUCUGUUCAAUGCUCCUCUUGGGGAGACGGAGACAGCCGUGGGGGUGGGCACCGUCGGCUCUUCGGAGGCCAUCAUGCUCGCCGGGCUGGCCUUCAAGAGGAGGUGGCAGAACAAGAUGAAGGCCGCCGGCAAGCCCUGCGACAAGCCCAACAUCGUCACCGGCGCAAACGUCCAAGUUUGCUGGGAGAAGUUCGCGCGCUACUUCGAGGUGGAGCUCAAGGAAGUGAAGCUGAGCGAGGGGUACUACGUGAUGGACCCCGAGAAGGCCGUUGAGAUGGUCGACGAGAACACCAUCUGCGUCGCCGCCAUCCUCGGCUCCACCCUCAACGGGGAGUUCGAGGACGUCAAGAUGCUCAACGACCUCCUCGUCAAGAAGAACGAGGAGACAGGCUGGGACACGCCGAUCCACGUGGACGCGGCGAGCGGCGGCUUCAUCGCGCCGUUCCUGUACCCUGAGCUGGAGUGGGACUUCCGGCUGCCCCUGGUGAAGAGCAUCAACGUGAGCGGGCACAAGUACGGCCUCGUGUACGCCGGGAUCGGGUGGUGCAUCUGGAGGAGCAAGGAGGACCUGCCGGACGAGCUCAUCUUCCACAUCAACUACCUCGGCGCCGACCAGCCCACCUUCACCCUCAACUUCUCCAAGGGUUCCAGCCAGGUUAUCGCACAGUACUACCAGCUGAUCCGCCUUGGUUUUGAGGGGUACAGGAACAUCAUGGACAACUGCCAGGAGAACGCGAUGGUGCUCAAGGAGGGGCUGGAGCGCACGGGGCGGUUCAACAUCGUGUCCAAGGACCAGGGCGUCCCGCUAGUGGCCUUCUCCCUCAAGGACAGCAGCCGACACGACGAGUUCGAGAUCUCCGAGUUCCUGCGCCGCUUCGGCUGGAUCGUGCCCGCCUACACCAUGCCCCCCGACGCGCAGCACGUCACCGUGCUCCGCGUCGUCAUCCGCGAGGACUUCAGCCGCACCUUCGCCGAGCGCCUCGUCAUCGACAUCGAGAAGGUGCUCCACGAGCUCGACGCGCUCCCGUCACGCAGCAGCGGGCCCGCCCUGCAGCACCCCAACGGCGACACUGUGAGCGAGAAGGACCUGGCCAGGCAGCGCGAGGUGGUGUCCGUCUGGAAGAGGGCCGUCGCCGCCAGGAAGAAGACCCAGGGCGUCUGCUGA
Messenger RNA from Triticum turgidum subsp. durum (durum wheat), 1488 nucleotides. The record is from the annotation of a GenBank genome assembly. NCBI's taxonomy places the organism in Eukaryota, Viridiplantae, Streptophyta, Magnoliopsida, Poales, Poaceae.